Messenger RNA from Paracoccidioides brasiliensis Pb18, 324 nucleotides. RefSeq lists its product as uncharacterized. The coding region runs from base 1 to 324 and encodes 107 amino acids. The record is from RefSeq and is a predicted model, not a curated record. The transcript has 2 exons.
AUGCCGGGUCCAGCUCUUCUUCAUGAAUGCGCAACGACCAACAUGAUACAGAGCCUACAGAAGCUUCUCCGCGAAACGAACUACCCUUUAAAUUUUGAGGUGGAUCUCGCCAAAGGGGCGGUAAGAACUAGGGAAUUACAACGCAACGGCCAAGGGAAACAGAGUAAGUCGGUGCAUAAAGCUUUGUUACCGGCCGGCUCGUAUCCAAUCGUCGCGUUGUUGGUCGGGAUGGAGUUGGGGUCGAAGUUCGCCGAACAACACGGAGAAGGUGGUGUCAACGGCAUGGAACCUGAGCAUUUCGCGAGUCACAAUUGGACGGAAUGA